This is a messenger RNA of Schizophyllum commune H4-8, 1526 nucleotides long. RefSeq lists its product as uncharacterized. Lineage: Eukaryota; Fungi; Basidiomycota; Agaricomycetes; Agaricales; Schizophyllaceae. The record is from RefSeq and is a predicted model, not a curated record. The transcript is spliced from 6 exons. Bases 51 to 1424 code for a protein of 457 amino acids.
CCUUGACCCAACUCUCCCUAUUCCCACCACCUCGUCUACUUCACACCACGAUGCAGCACAUCAAGGACGAAUGGCUGGCUCAAGGGGUUCGGUCAACGUUCUCCAUCGCUCCUGGCGCCAAUAUCGCCGGCAAGCAGGAUACGAUCCCCUGCGGCCUUGGAUGGCGAUUCAGUGUUGAGCGCGUUGGCCCCACGGAGCAUACGUAUCUCUUUGGCCACGACCCUUAUCUCAUUCAUCGUUCUGACCUGGGCAAUCUGUCAGUCCCGCCCGACAGCGUUAGCUACACCAACAUGGUCGCUAUCGAGCAGUCGGAGGUCCUUCGCGAGCUGCCCGAUUGGGGAUGGCGUACAAUGGGCACCUGGACGAUCGUCGACCCUUCCAAGCUCGCGACCAUUUCCUUCUGCGUCUUGCAGUUGGCGCGGGAAUUUCCGGUUCCUUGGGACAUCUCUGUCACCGAGAAUUUCCAGAUCAAGUUCCCGGCUCAGCCACCGACGCCGCCCCUCGUUACGCCUCCUGACUCGCUCGGAGAACGGGCUCUUCUCAAGCAUAUCGACGGCGAAGACGACAUCGUACAGUUCCUGCUUCCGUCUCGCAUCCAUGGCAAGCGUGUAACUGAGGUCCGCCCCGUCUACGCGUCCCGGGAUGUCCUUGAAGCAUUGCGAAUCCCCAUCGCCGGUGCACAAGACAGCUACGACGUGUAUCGAACGCAGACGCCGCAGGACGAGUACGACUACUCGUCUGACAGCGACAUCGAUGAUGAGGAGCCUGAUCCCGCACAAGAACUCGCGGGACAGUCCACUUCCCGAAACCUGGACGACUACACCGUUUCCGUUGGCGAGCUGGCCACGUCGGCUCGUUCUGACGAUCUCGAGUCUGAAGUAUUCACGUCAGUGGGAUCUAUGGACGACGACGACGAGCGCAUCUCACCCGACGGUCCAGCCAUCGGUCUGGAAAUAGUAGUCCCUCGAGAGCCGCGCCGUGGAGAAGUUGUGCGAUUGACGAACUAUGCUCAUAGAACGUGGCGCGCGUUCGUCUUCUACAUGUAUACCGGCAAGAUCGCGUUCAAAAGACUUUCUUCCACCGGCGUUUUGGAUCGCGGCGCUGCUGAUCCACUGCACUGCUCGCCGAAGUCUAUGUACCGCAUCGCACAUAAGGCUAAGCUAGACGACCUCCGUGCCCGAUGCAUGCAGGCGAUCCUGGCCGACUUGACGGAGGCGAACGUCGUUCGCGAGGCGUUCAGCAAGUUUUCUUCCCAGUACCGCGCGGUUCGAAACGCACAGACCGAUUUCUUGGUCAAGCACCUGCAGGAUCCAGCUUGCGGCCAGGAGGUUGAGCGAGUCAUGCAGGACCUCUCGAACAUGCCACACGGCGGAGCUGCCGCUGCGAUGAUCUGGCGCAAGGUGGCGGCCAUCGGUGGGCGUUGAAACGUUGAGCGGUGAACUCUGGUGGAGAACAUUUGCUGUCCUAAGGGCCUGUACAUAUUGUGUGCUAUAUAUCGGAAAUGAUAUCGUGACUUUUACGCGCUG